Cyanistes caeruleus (blue tit) is the source of this 5307-nucleotide messenger RNA. RefSeq names its product ATPase phospholipid transporting 10B (putative) (gene ATP10B). Gene Ontology annotation, biological process: phospholipid translocation. The record is from RefSeq and is a predicted model, not a curated record. Gene Ontology annotation, molecular function: ATP binding; ATPase-coupled intramembrane lipid carrier activity; magnesium ion binding. Gene Ontology annotation, cellular component: plasma membrane. NCBI's taxonomy places the organism in Eukaryota, Metazoa, Chordata, Aves, Passeriformes, Paridae.
GUUCUCAGCUUUGCCACUGCUCUGUGUUAAAGCAGAGGCACUUCAUGAGAGCAGAGAGUUACUGCCAGGGAAAUGGUCUAAACAGGGCCUCCAGGCAUCUGCUGACAGGAAGAACAAAACAUUCAAGAUACUUUUGGCAUACGUGAGGUGCAGCCGCCCCAGCAGGCUCCAGGACCUGGCGCAGCUGAGUCAGGAUGAUUCCUGUCCCUGGGUAGGUGCAGGUUGGAGUGGAAGAGACAGCCCUGGGCUUCGGACGUCUUAACUCUUCUCUCCGCCAUUUGGGAGUUCAUUUGGACUAUUGAACUCUUCUAAAUACAUUGGUUUUCAACUUGAAGCUACUUUUUGAAAGAAAAACAAGAUGUCAAGGAAAAAUGUUUCAGGCAACUUCUCUACAAUGAUAUGGAAAAAACAUUUUUUCAAGGAAACCUGCUGCCAAAGUGGUGCUCCAGACAUGGAAAUCCAAAAUGAGGAGCUGGAGAAGCGAGGAAAAGUAAGGAAAAGAAAGAAGAAAAAUGAAAAUAAACGUGUGAUCGUCUCCAAUUUGCCCUUUGGAAACAAGUGGAAGGACAAUCCAAACAGAUACUAUGACUCCAAUGAAGUUAAGACCACAAAAUAUACCAUCUUAACUUUCUUCCCAAAAAACAUCUAUGAGCAGUUUCACCGCUUUGCCAAUAUUUAUUUUGUGUUCAUUGCACUGCUGAAUUUUGUGCCAGUGGUGAAUGCUUUCCAACCAGAGGUGUCUGUGAUCCCAAUUUGUGUUAUAAUGGCCAUUACAGCCAUUAAAGAUGCUUGGGAGGACUUCCGGCGGUAUAAACUAGACAAAGAAGUCAAUCAUAUGGGAUGCUACAUUUACAGCAGGGAGGAACAUGCUUACGUGGAGAAGUGCUGGAAAGAUGUCAGAGUUGGGGACUUUGUGCAGCUGCAGUGUAACGAAAUCAUCCCAGCAGAUAUCCUGCUGCUCUACUCCUCUGAUCAGAAUGGGAUCUGCCACCUGGAAACUGCUAACCUCGAUGGGGAGACCAACCUCAAACAGCGCCAGGUUGUGAAGGGGCUCAGCAGCCAGGAUACUGUGUUUGAACCAGAAUUUUUCCAAAACACCAUCAUCUGUGAAAUUCCAAACAAUGAUCUCAAUAAAUUCAAUGGUUAUAUGGAGCAGCCAAACCAUGAACAGGUAGGUUUCAACAUUGAAAACCUCUUGCUUCGUGGAUGUACAAUCAGAAAUACUGAGGCCGCAAUAGGGAUUGUUAUAUAUGCAGGUCAUGAAACAAAGGCCAUGCUAAAUAACAGCGGUCCUCGUUACAAGCGCAGCAGGAUAGAGCAGCGGAUGAAUAUGGAUAUUUUCUUAUGUGUGGGACUCCUGUUUGUGAUGUGCCUUGUUGGAGCUGUAGGGCAUGGCAUUUGGACAGGAAACUUUUGGGAGCAUCCACCUUAUGAUGUUCCAGAUAGGAAUGGCAAUUUUGUGUCUCCAGUUCUUGCCGGUUUCUACAUGUUCCUGACAAUGAUAAUCCUGUUGCAGAUUUUAAUCCCCAUAUCUCUUUAUGUGUCAAUUGAGUUGGUCAAACUGGGCCAAGUGUUUUUAAUUCACAAUGACAUUGACCUGUAUGAUGAAGAAGCAGAUUUGCCCAUCCAGUGCCGUACCCUCACUAUCACUGAAGACCUUGGACAAAUCCAGUAUAUCUUCUCAGACAAAACUGGGACACUAACAGAAAACAAAAUGGUAUUUCGACGCUGUACUGUUGAUGGAAUUGAGUUUUCCCAUCAGGAGAAUGACAGGCGACUGAAAAUACAGAAAGAGUUGGAUUUCGACGAGGAUUUUGCAAAACUGCAACGUUUCACUCUUCCCCCCAUGAAUCCUGAGAGACCAGCCACUUUCAAGCACAAUACCAUGAGACCUUUGAGGAGGUGCCAGAGCGACCGGGCACGUUUCAAAGGGCACACAAGGAACAGGUCAGCCGGUCGACGCGACAGCAUCCAGUCUCAAGUGGCGUUCAGCAGCCCCAUUGAAAAGGAUGUGAUUCCCGACAGCAGGCUGCUGAGGCGAGUGCGAGAAGCUGCCCUUCAGACUGAAAGUUUUUCUCCUUUUAUACAUAUGAAGACUUCCACAUCCUUUACUGACUUUUUUCUUGCUCUUGCCAUUUGCAAUACAGUUCUGGUCUCCACAGCUACUGAGCCAAGACAAAGGAUCACAAUACCACCACCAACAAAACCUUCAGGAAUCAGCCUGGAAAAGAUUCAUCAGAUAUUUCAAAGGCUAAAAUUAGCAAGCCUUAGUCAAUCUUUUUCAUCAUCUCAGUCUAGUUCACACCUUGGUGCCAGUUUCAGUGCAAAGAACAGUGAGGAGCCUCUUGCUGUGCUGGAGACUUGUGACAAUGAAAAUGACUGCUCUGACAGCAGUAGAGGCCAGGAACUCCAGGACAAGGGCAGCACAGAUAUUGGUACUGCUUCCUUGGAUGAAGUUUUUAUGUCUGCAACUAACAGUUCUCUGCCAACAGACUUUUGUUAUGAGGCUGAGAGCCCAGAUGAGGCAGCUCUUGUCUAUGCUGCCCAGGCCUACAGCUUCAUUCUUGUGUCCCGGACACCCAAACAGGUCACUGUGCAGCUGCCACAGGGCACACUCCUGACCUUUGAUAUCCUCUACACUUUGGGAUUUGACUCAGUCAGGAAAAGGAUGUCUGUAGUGGUGAGACACCCUCUAACCAAGGAGAUUAUUGUCUACACAAAAGGUGCUGACUCUGUAAUAAUGGACCUUCUGGACAACUCUGCCAAAGGUGAUAUUAGCACAGAGAAGAGACUGAAAAGAAUAAAAGAAAGAACACAGAAGCAUCUGGACCACUAUGCCCAUGAUGGACUGCGAACUCUGUGCAUAGCUAAGAAGGUCUUGAAUGAAGAUGACUUUCAAAAAUGGGCCAAUUUUCGUCAGGAGGCAGAAGCUGCGAUUGACAACAGAGAGGAGCUCUUAAUAGAGACAGCACAGCAUCUGGAGACCAAACUCACCCUGCUGGGAGCAACAGGGAUUGAAGAUCGCCUGCAAGAUGGAGUACCUGACACUAUUGUGUCUCUCCGAGAAGCUGGGAUAAAAAUUUGGGUGUUGACAGGAGACAAACAGGAGACAGCAGUUAACAUUGCAUACUCCUGUAAACUUCUGAACCAAAGGGACACUGUCUUCACCCUUAACACUGAAAAUAAGGAAACUUGUGAAUCUCUCUUGAAUUUAACCCUGGAAGAGGUGAAGAAGAAUUAUGAGUACGACAAACCUCAAAGGAAAUUGUUUGGCAUCAUCCCAACAUCCUUCUCAGUCUCGGAGGCCCCCAGCCCUGAGUUUGGGCUGGUGAUUGAUGGACAGACUCUGAACAUCAUCUUCCAGGGCGGGCUGGAGGAGAAGUUCCUGGAGCUGACACAGCACUGCCGCUCCGUGCUCUGCUGCCGCUCCACUCCUCUGCAGAAGAGCAUGGUGGUCAAGCUCAUCCGGAGGCAGCUCAAAGUGAUGACCCUGUCCAUAGGGGAUGGUGCAAACGACGUAAGUAUGAUUCAAGCAGCUGAUGUUGGAAUUGGAAUAUCUGGCCAAGAAGGCAUGCAGGCUGUGAUGGCCAGUGACUUUGCAAUAUCCCGAUUUAAGCAUCUCAAAAAGCUCCUUCUUGUCCAUGGACAUUGGUGCUAUGCUCGCCUGGCAAAGAUGGUGAUUUACUUUUUCUACAAAAAUGUGUGCUACGUCAACCUGCUCUUCUGGUACCAGUUCUUCUGUGGCUUCUCAGGUAGCACCAUGGUAGAUUACUGGCAGAUGAUUUUUUUCAACCUCUUCUUCACCUCAGUGCCCCCUCUUCUUUUUGGAGCCCUUGAUAAAGAUCUUUCUGCAGAAACACUCCUACGUCUGCCCGAGCUGUACAAGACUGGACAAAAUUCAGAGAUAUACAACUUGUCAACUUUUAUUAUUACAAUGUUGGAUGCCUUUUAUCAAAGCCUCAUUUGCUUCUUUGUCCCCUAUUUGACAUACAAAGAUUCUGACAUAGAUGUGUUUUCCUUUGGAAACCCCAUCAACACCAUCUCCCUCCUGACCAUUCUCUUGCACCAGGCUCUAGAAAUGAAAACAUGGACCAUGCUCCAGCUGGUGACAAUGAUCUGCAGUGUGGCUUUAUACUUCAUCUUCUCAGUGAUCUACAACGCUUCCUGCCUGCUCUGCAACCCUCCCACCAACCCUUACUGGAUUAUGGAAAGACAGCUGAAAGACCCCAUCUUCUAUUUACUGUGCCUUAUUACCCCGGUCAUCGCGCUCUUACCGAGGUUCUUUAUAUUUUCUCUACGAGGAACCCUCCAAGCAUCUCUUAUUCUGAAAGCACAGCAAGCAGAUAAACUUCCUAAGGGGCAACAGGAUCUUGAAAUCCAGAAACUAAGAUCAAGAAAAGAAGCUACUUCAGGUGCACCUGUGGCAUCACCUGCAUCUAAUGAUGACCUUGACCAUAGCAUCAGCCAUUUAUGUGUGUCACCAUUUCUACAUCCAGCAGCAGCCCUGUCUCAUGGGGACACAGAAAAUCAGGGAGUUUCUGCCUCUGAUCCUCUCAGGAGAAGCACACAUGAGGAAGGUUAUUACUUCUAUAAUAGGUGGGCAGAGGAAGAAUCUCCUGUUACUGAUUCUUCAGCAGGGCCUUUCUCUGGCCAUCAUCCCCUUGUACCCAGCAGGGAAACAGCUCCUGGGCAGGAUGGUGGAAAACUGACUAAAAAUUAUCCCAAGAACUUUAGUUAUGGAAGCCACCGGCGGUCAGUGAGUUCAGUGACACUCUGAAGAAACAUUCAGACAUGGAACCCACAGCCCAUGUGCAGAAGGACUGAACAGAGAAAAUUAAAAUGUUUAUGUUUAGCCAUUACUCUCACUAGAAAUGGGGAGAGAGGUGACUGGAGUAGUGCAAUAGCAGCUCCAACAUACAACUUCAGCUGAAUGCAUCAUUGUCUGGGUUUAUCAUUACAUGACUUUUGAUCUUCCUGGUUUGGUCACAUUACAGGAACAUUACAUGAGCAUCACGCAGUUGCUGAGAAUUGCACAAUUAUUUUCUUUCAACUAAUAUUUUUGUAUCAUAUUAAUAGGGAAUACUUGUGAAGUUUCAAUGUUGUUAUUAUUAUGCUAUUGAGUUAAUAGAAAGAAAAUCCAUUCUUUAUUAAACCAAAUCUUAAAACAAUGCAUCCCACUCUAGAUUUUUACUAUCAAAAUCUUAAAAAGAGCCUAGUAACUCCCUUUAUAAUUAUAAAAAAUAUAAUUCUACAUGAGAAGUUAUUACCUGCAGAUACUAAAGGUACUUGCAGAACAACAGCAAUGGA